AUGUCCGAGCGCAUACUCGGUCGGCCAUGGUCUGCUGAAGAAGACCGUCUCCUCGCUAACGCCGUCGCAAUUCAUGGCGAGUCCGACAACUGGAAAGCUGUAGCCCACUGUGUCCCGGAAAGGACCAAUAAAGCCUGCAGGAAGGCGAGUAUUGAUCUCAUAAUCCCAAUUCAGUUCUCCCAAUACAUUCAAAAACAGCGAUGGCUCCAUUCCCUAUCACCGAACGUGAAGAAAUCUCCCUGGACACCAGAGGAAGAUCAUCUACUUUUGGAGCUCUACAAAGUUCAUUCAAUAAAGUGGGCUGUUAUCGCCCGACAUAUACCUGGUCGUACCGACGACGCCUGUUCAAAACGCUAUCGUGAGGCACUCGACCCUUCUCUCAGACGUGAUGAAUGGUCCAAGGAAGAGGACGACAAACUCUUCGACGCGUACUCUCGUUUGGCUGGGCGAUGGGGUCAAGUCGGCCAGGAGUUACAGCGCAGCGGAUUGGCUUGCCGUAACAGGUGGAGACUUCUUGAGCGUAAAAGGCCCGCCUUGCCUUUACCCGACCCUCGGAGUGUCGUGGUUUUAAAACCGUCUUUGACUAUGUCUUCAGAACCAUCAAGUCCAAUAUCAACGUACCCUGAUCUCCCACCUUGGCCAACUCCACCCAUGCUCGACCCCAGACAGUAUUGGGACGGAAAUUCAUCUCGUUUUGAAGGAGCACCUUCCCCAGCAUCUGGGCAACACCAUAACCACGUGAGGUCUCACAAUGACGUGGGAUUACUGGGCAGUAUAGAACCCUCUUCAGUUUCCCAUCCACAGUCGAUACAGCACGUUGUCAAUAUUCCGCCCCCAUUUCAUUAUUCGUCUUCAUCUUUAAGUUCGGCCUUGUCAUGUCCACAUUCUCUUGCAACCAGGUAUGAAAAAAGUACCGCGGCCCCUAGCGGCUCUUACCAGAAUGGGGAAACUCACGCCGCCCCGCUUCCUAUUGCCUCCGUUCCGCCGGCCGACAAUACGCCCGCGGUUUUCGACUAUGGGGUAGUCCUCGAUCCAUCUCUCGUCAACACCACACGAGCUACGGACUACGCCCAACCGGGACAUCACCAUGUGUACGAAGGCCACGAUGCUCGACGGCAGUAUGACAAUAUCCAGCGAAGCGUCGCUCCCACACCUACACCAUCUCACACACCCGUUCCUGCUCAACGUGGAUCAGAGUAUUAUACUCCUGCGUCUCAUCAUCACGAGUGCCAUAAUCAAUUGAUCCUUGCCAAACGCGGCCCACCACCGGAUACUUCGUCACCGAAUCCUGACGAUCCCAAUCCUCGUCCGACUGCACGGCCACGGCCUUCAAUCAUACGAAAGCGUGCUGAUAUUCAGACUCCUCUGAGGCUAUCCUCUGACUUACCCGCUACGCAUGAUCCCUCUAUAAAACCAUAUGCGUGUGGUCACGAAAGCUGUUGGCCGUCGACCGCGGCAAAUUCCCUUGCUUGCUACACUACUUCGCGAGGCCUUUCGGAUCACAACAAGAGCGCGCAUCCAGAAGAUGCCGGUGGAGAGAGGCCGUACAGAUGUGGUCUAGAAGGUUGCGGCAAAACUUGGAAGAGUAUUAAUGGAUUGCAGUACCAUUUGCAAAUAUCGAAGGCACACUUCCAACACGCUAUUGUGUCAACUUUCGUCACCUCUUACAUCGAUGGUCUCAGCGUGCCAUCUGUGGAGGUAUCCUCAUCUACUGGCGAAGGCGAUGAUAAGACAAAAAAGCAAUAUUCUUGCCCGCAUCAUGGUUGUCCGAAUCGGUACAAGCAACUGAGCGGACUUCGUUAUCAUUUAACUCACGGACACCCUCCAGAUCUCCCGGUUCAGUUGGAUCUGGUGCCUCCGGCCCUGAGCCGCAAAUUGACCGAGAAGAUGCGGAAGGAUGGUUCCGGCUCUCAACCUUCUGAGACACAAAUCCAUACUCCUCUUCCCCCUUCCGACUCCUCGCAGAGCUACCCUCCUCGACAUGUAUCCGCAUAAUGCGUGGGUCCCUGAUUAAAAUCAUCGUGGACCGGAAUCGCAUCAAUAUUCUACUGAUCUCAUAAUUGCCACUUCCUCUAACUUAUUCUAGCCCUGUUCAUUGGAUUGGUAUCGUCUUUUUCGUUUGUUGAAUUAUUAAGUGUAUCUUUAUUGCUCUCAUUUGCCUUAUCUUUGCACUUUGCUGUCGGUUUUUACGGCUUAAACAUACAUUCGUUUGCAUCGCUGAUAUUUCACCGCGUACUUUUAUAAUUGCUAUAUGUAAUUUGGUGGUGAUACCACCACCAUUAAUUGUAUUUUCUGGUCGAGCUGACGACAUGCACAAUCGCGAGGGUGUAGUAAAGUCACAAUGAAUCCAUUCCGUACAAGUGAUUGAUCUUCUGAUACCAAUGCUCGGUGUAAGCUACUUGUUCCAAACCCAAACAUGCCCGGGACCCACUUCAAUCACCGUCCAGUUCCAAAUUGGCUGGCGCUGCGGUAAGGUAAGCUUAAGUUUAC
Messenger RNA from Suillus paluster, 2490 nucleotides. RefSeq lists its product as uncharacterized. The record is from RefSeq and is a predicted model, not a curated record. The transcript has 7 exons. NCBI's taxonomy places the organism in Eukaryota, Fungi, Basidiomycota, Agaricomycetes, Boletales, Suillaceae. The coding region runs from base 1 to 1995 and encodes 664 amino acids.